GCUAGCUUUGAGAAGACAUCGAUGAAGAGGAAACCGAUCGCCGGCGCCAUGGCUCGGGCCAGGGCGACCUUGUUGCUCGGGCUGUUCCUCGCCGAACUGCUCGUCAUGGUGGCAACGGCUCCCUUUGCUGCUGCGGCGGCGGGCGCCUCGACGGCGACGAAGGGCUCCGGAGGGCCGAUCAUCGGCAUCGACCUGGGCACGACCUACUCGUGCGUGGGCGUCUACCGGAACGGGCGGGUGGAGAUCAUCGCCAACGACCAAGGGAACCGGAUCACGCCGUCGUGGGUGGCCUUCACCGACACCGGCGAGCGGCUCAUCGGCGAGGCCGCCAAGAACCAGGCCGCCGCCAACCCGCUCCGCACCAUCUACGACGCAAAGCGCCUCAUCGGCAGGCAGUUCACCGACGCGGAGGUGCAGCGGGACAUGAAACUGCUACCGUACAAAGUGGUGGAGAAGAACGGGAAGCCGCACGCGGAGGUGGAGAUCAAGGCCGGCGACGUCAGGCUGCUGAGCCCGGAGGAGGUCAGUGCCAUGGUGCUCACGCGCAUGAAGGAGACGGCCGAGGCCUACCUCGGCGAGAAGGUGCGGGACGCCGUGAUCACCAUCCCGGCCUACUUCAACGACGCGCAGCGCCAGGCCACCAAGGACGCCGGCGCCAUCGCGGGGCUCAAUGUCGUCCGCCUCAUCAACGAGCCCACCGCCGCCGCCCUCGCCUACGGCCUCGACAAGGUGGACGAGAAGAAGGAGAAGAACGUCCUCGUGUUCGACCUCGGCGGCGGCACCUUCGACGUCAGCAUACUCGCGCUCGACGGCGGCGUCUUCGAGGUCCUCGCCACCAACGGCGAUACCCACCUUGGCGGCGAGGACUUUGACCAGCGCGUCAUGGACCACUUCAUCCGGCUCGUCAAGCGGAAGCACGGCGUCGACGUCUCCGGCGACGCCCGCGCGCUCGGCAAGCUCCGCCGCGAGUGCGAGCGCGCCAAGCGGGCGCUCAGCAACCAGCACCAGGUUCGCGUCGAGAUCGAGUCGCUGGCGGACGGCGUCGACCUGUCGGAGUCGCUCACCAGGGCCCGGUUCGAGGAGCUCAACGCCGACCUCUUCCGCAAGACCAUGGCGCCCGUCAAGAAGGCCAUGACGGACGCCGGACUCUCCAAGGGCGAGGUCGACGAGGUCGUGCUCGUCGGCGGCAGCACCAGGAUCCCCAAGAUCCAGCAGCUCCUCAAAGACUACUUCGGCGGCAAGGAGCCCAACCGGGGCGUCAACCCCGACGAGGCCGUGGCCUACGGCGCCGCCGUGCAGGCGAGCAUCGUGGCCGGCGACAACGCCGGCAUGGUGGUGCUCGACGUAACACCGCUGACACUCGGCAUCGAGACCGUCGGCGGCGUGCUGGCGAGUGUGGUGCCCCGGAACACGCCUGUGCCGACGAAGAGGACCAAGAUGUUCACCACCUACGAGGACAGGCAGACCACGGUCACGAUCAUGGUGUUCGAGGGCGAACGGAGCAUGACGAAGGACAACAGGCUGCUCGGCAAGUUCGACCUCACCGGGAUCGCACCGGCGCCGAGGGGCACGGCGCAGAUCGAGGUGACAUUUGAGGUGGACGUCAACGGCAUCCUCCACGUGCGGGCGGCGGACAAGGGAACCGGCAAAUCGGAGAAGAUCGAGAUCGUCAGCGCCGCCGACCGCCGCAUCACCCAGGAGGAAAUCGAUCGCAUGGUGCGCGAGGCGGAGGAGUUCGCUGAAGAGGACAAGAAGGUGAAGGAGAAGGUGGACGCGCGGAACAAUCUGGAGGCGUAUGUGUACAGCGUCCGGACGACAGUCGACGGCGAGAUGGGCAGGAGGAUGGACGGCGACGACAAGGAGAAGGUCGAGGAGGCGGUGAGGGAGGCCAGCGAGUGGCUUGACGCCAGCCUGAACGCCGAGAAGGAAGACUUCGUGGAGAAGCUUAAGGAGCUCGAGGAUGUCUGCAACCCUGUCUUCGCCGCGGCCUACGAGAAGUCCGGUGGUGGUCAGGACGAGGACGACCAUGACGAGCUUUAGGCUUUCAUUUACAGUACUACUAGUAGUUUUUUUUUUCAUAGCUUAGUAAGACUAUUAUGGUUUUCACUUACGUGUAGUUUGUUCUUAUAGCUUCGUAUAUAAGAGAUUAUUAGGCUUGAUUCCUUGUACUACGCAUUGGUUAGUUUUAGUUUUUUGGCUUCUUCAAAAUACUCCAGGAAUACAUUGUCUGGCUAGAUAGUACUAUAUUUUCGAA
This is a messenger RNA of Lolium perenne, 2254 nucleotides long. Its product is annotated as heat shock 70 kDa protein BIP5. The record is from RefSeq and is a predicted model, not a curated record. NCBI's taxonomy places the organism in Eukaryota, Viridiplantae, Streptophyta, Magnoliopsida, Poales, Poaceae. Gene Ontology annotation, molecular function: ATP binding; ATP-dependent protein folding chaperone.